AUGAAUCGCGUUCAUCAUUAUUAAGGUUUAGAUAGUCGAUAAAAAUCUGGAUAAGAAGCUACUGAGCCAGCUUCAACAAACAAUAGGUUUACUAGAAGUUUAGGCAAGAGCAGAUCAUCCUUUAAUAUUAGUAUUUCUCAAUCUAUAACAAACUCGAUAUAGAAAGGAAAAUCUUCUUAUUUGAAUCAUUUAGAAAUGUACUAUAAUAUGCAUUUGAUUGAAAUAUUAGCAGGUUAGUUUUUAGUUAAUUAAGGGUUUGUCUCCAUUAAAUGAG
Molecule: messenger RNA, 274 nt
Organism: Paramecium sonneborni
Lineage: Eukaryota; Ciliophora; Oligohymenophorea; Peniculida; Parameciidae
Source: the annotation of a GenBank genome assembly